UUCCUCAACCCAAAGACACCCUAAAGUUUCUCGCAACAUUUUAAAAUCUCUCCCCGUUCCGAGCUCUUUGUGUCUCGUCGAUUGGCAAAUGAGGCUGCCGGCAAAUGAUUGACGAAGUCGAUUGUGUUUUGCUUCUCAAUUUCACUGGUUACGCCGCAACCCAUUCGACUUCUGGGUUGAAGAACAGGGAAACUCAUCAGCAGUGCAGUUCGCAUUUUCGUGCCAGAGUUUGAAGAUGCUGCUACAGUGUCUAACUUAUUAACUAAUACGAUCCCAGGAGUUCUUCCGUAGUCCCGUAGUAACGAGUAUGUGCAUUAUGAGAAAUUUGGAUAUGGAAGUGGAAGGGAGUUUGAUUCAUAAAAUCCACAGUUCCUGCACCGGUGGCGGCAUACAUUUUGCUGCCCCAGUUUCUUCUUUGAGGACAAAUGAACUAGACCUCGUUCGUGGCGUGUUGCAAAUGCUGCAAGGUUUAUCAAGUUCUUUGUUCUUUUGGGAUGAUGCUCGACAGUUGUUUCACUUCAAGAAAGGGAUUUAUGUAAUUCAUCUUUCGCAGACUAGUUUGUAUCGUAUUCUUGAUCAAUUUUCAUAUGCAGCAACUUGUUUGCAUUUAGUUGAUAUCGUGCUAAACAAAAUUGAGAAAGCCAAGAGCUCAUCCCCACCUACUUUAAGAGCAUUUGCUUGCUCUGUUAGGACAUGGCUUCAGAGGAUGCGAGAUGUUUCUUUAAAUGAAGAAGUGAAAGUAAAUAGCUCAAAUGCCCAUAUCACUGCAUCUAUCCUAGGCUUAUCAAAUUCUUUAUCAAGUGUGUGCUCGGGUGCUGAAUAUUUGCUUCAAGUAGUUCAUGGAGCCAUUCCCCAAUUUUUUUGUGAACUUGAUCCCCAUGUUCCAGCUGUGGAUAUUGCUGUUCAAGUUCUAAACCAUAUUUAUUUGAGGCUGAAUGAAGUGUGUCUUGUGCAAGAGGGAGAGGAGGAUGCUUAUAGGAUGUUGCUUCACAUAUUUGUGGGAACUUUACUGCCAUAUGUAGAAAACCUUGAUUCUUGGCUUUUCCAAGGAACCCUUGAUGAUCCUUUUGAGGAGAUGUUUUUUGUUGCAAGUAAAAAAAUUGCAAUAGAUGAGGCUGAAUUUUGGGAGAAAAGUUGUCAGCCAAGAUCAGCUCUGUCUGAGAAAUCAAGUUUUGCUGAUUUUGUCUCACAAUCCCUACCUUCAGGUAAUGAGAAAAAAGAUCUUACUAGUAGAGCAUCCAUUUCUCUGUCUAGUGGAACAAUUGGAAAAACCGAGAAUAGAAAAGAUUUUCAACAUUGCCCAAUUUUCAUCAAGGACAUUGCAAAAGUCAUCAUUUCUGCUGGAAAAUCAUUGCAACUUAUCCGCCAUGCUCCAAUGACUUCACUUUUAGUUUCUGCGGAGAAGAUUGAUAAUAGUUAUAGCAUUGCUGGUUUAACCUUGUCUGAGGUAUUUUGCUUGUCAUUAAUGGCUUUAAUUGGUGAGGGAGAUCACAUUGCUGAAGGUUUAUGGAAAGAUAGCAGGCAUUUACUUGGAUCCACAAAUGAUGUUCAGAAGCUAGAGAAGAUUGACAGUAGCUUGUCAGCAGACUCUGAGUCAAAAAAAGUCUGGCAAAAGUUGUUCAAUGAGAUGUUAACCCAAAAAUGUGAUAAUUGUUUAGUAUCUUCUUUGAAAAAUGUUCAGAGUCAAUGCCAUAAUCUGAAGGGGAAGGCACCCAAAUUUUCCCAAAAGUAUUGUCCUGAAAAUCCAGCUCUUACUGUAUGUCUUGAACUUCUAUCGGAGAACUUGCCUUCUUGGAGUCCACUGAACAUAUCUCAAGCGUUUUAUCUCCCUCCAUUAGGUGAUGAGAGUCUAAGGGAUGCCAUAUUUAGUGAUAACAGUGGUUGUGGUUUGACAAUCAAGAGCACAGAUUACACUUCUGGUUUUCUGUUUGGUGAAUUAAAACAUUCAAGGUUCUUGGAAGAUGCAAAAAUGCUCGAAGCCUUGAUUCCAUUUCCAACACUUCUUCCAUCUUUCCAGGAACACCUUUGCAUGUCAGAGGUUUUACCCUUUCAGAAUAAUAGCACUCUCUCAUCAAGAAUCCUUGGCUGGAUUCAAAAUGUUGAACCUAAAACUACUCCACUUCCUGCAGUGAUUCUUCAAAAAUGCCUUAUCUUCUAUGUUAAGAAGCAGGCUGAUUACAUUGGCAGAACUAUGCUGUCAAAAUUACUAGAUGACUGGAGAUUACUAGAUGAAAUAGGUGUAUUGCGUGCUAUAUUUUUAUUAGGAUCAGGUGAUCUGCUGCAUCACUUCUUCUCAGUGAUCUUCAACAAGCUAGACAAAGGAGAAUCCUUGGAUGAUGAUUUUGAAUUGAACACAAUAUUACAGGAGUCAAUUAGGAACUCUGCUGAUAAUGUACUUCUAAGUACACCAGAAUCAUUAGUUGUUUCAUUAGUACAUAAUCCAAGCUCCAAUGAAGAUGAACCACACAGUCCAUCAAUUUCUGUCACAACACCUCGUAAAGGUAGAGGACACAGCUCUUCAAUGGAUGCUCUUGAUUCACUAAGGUUCACAUACAAGGUUUCAUGGCCACUUGAACUUAUUGCAAACCUAGAAGCCAUGAAGAAAUAUAAUCAGGUGAUGAUAUUUUUGUUGAAAGUUAAACGCGCCAAAUUUGUGCUUGAUAAAACUAGGAAGUGGAUGUGGAAGGAUAGAGGUGCUGCAACAACAAAGCACAAGCGUCACUGGUUGUUAGAGCAAAAACUACUCCAUUUUGUGGACGCCUUUCACCAAUAUGUUAUGGACAGGGUCUAUCAUAAUGCAUGGCGUGAGCUCUGCGAGGGUGUGGCUGCAGCUGGAAGCUUGGAUGAAGUCAUUGAAGUUCACGAGGCUUACUUGUUGUCAAUUCAGCGCCAGUGUUUUGUGGUUCCGGACAAGCUGUGGGGAUUGAUUGCCAGCCGCAUUAACAGCAUCCUUGGGCUUGCUCUUGACUUCUACUCUGUACAACAGACCCUAAGCAGUGGCGGAACAAUAUCUGCCGUCAAAACUAGAUGUGAGAAGGACCUGGAGCGGAUAGAGAAACAAUUUGACGACUGCAUGGCAUUUCUUCUCAGGAUUCUGUCCGUGAAACUCAAUGUCGGGCAGUUUCCUCAUCUGGCAGCAUUAGUGACUCGCAUCAACUACAACUCUUUCUACAUGUCUGAUGGCGGGGUUGUCACAGCCUCUCCUGCUUCAAUUCCCUAGCGCCUGCCAUAAUCAGGCGAACAUCUGAUCUGGUGGCCCUGUUUCUUCAAUAUGCUGUUCUUCUUCAAGUGAAUUGCUGCUAGACUAUAAUUCAGAUCUCUGUCCUGCAGUUGGGAUUGAAACUUUAUUUGCUGACAAGUUUUGGUUUUGCUGUACAUGCUGCCGAUGAUGCACACGGGAAGUUGCUACACAAUUCACUACACCAAAAUUGAAGUCGUGCAGCAGGUAAAUAGCGCUUACAUAUUCCUUUCCCCUUACUGCUGUGUAUGUAAAUGGUGAACACUGUUUUAACCCAGGGGUGGUUUGAGCUUUUGGACGGUUGUUUUUGUGUGUCAAUAGAUAUUUAUAGUUCUAAUCAUACCAAUGGUUUGAGUAGUACUGUUUUAGUAUUUUUUUAUGUUUAAUAUAUAUAUAUAUAUAUAUUUCAAAAUGUAACCACGAUUACACAAUUUUCUAGCUAUGUGUAU
Molecule: messenger RNA, 3687 nt
Organism: Andrographis paniculata
Lineage: Eukaryota; Viridiplantae; Streptophyta; Magnoliopsida; Lamiales; Acanthaceae
Exons: 17
Coding region: 308-3220 (970 amino acids)
Biological process (GO): microtubule nucleation; meiotic cell cycle; mitotic cell cycle
Cellular component (GO): centrosome; gamma-tubulin complex; spindle pole
Molecular function (GO): microtubule minus-end binding; gamma-tubulin binding
Source: RefSeq, a predicted model, not a curated record